Tilletiopsis washingtonensis is the source of this 1209-nucleotide messenger RNA. RefSeq names its product Deoxyhypusine synthase. Gene Ontology annotation, molecular function: deoxyhypusine synthase activity. Gene Ontology annotation, biological process: peptidyl-hypusine biosynthetic process. The transcript is spliced from 4 exons. The record is from RefSeq and is a predicted model, not a curated record. Gene Ontology annotation, cellular component: cytoplasm. NCBI's taxonomy places the organism in Eukaryota, Fungi, Basidiomycota, Exobasidiomycetes, Entylomatales. Bases 36 to 1181 code for a protein of 381 amino acids.
GCACCUCUUCCAUUUCCACACCUCCACACACCGCCAUGGCCGAGGCCGGACCCUCGUCGGCGCAGGCCGCUGUCUUUGUGCGCUCGGCGCCCGUGCCUGCGUCGUAUGCACAGGUGCGCGGGCCCAACUUCGACGACGAGCAGACGCUCGACAGCCUGAUGGACGCCUACGCGCGCGUCGGCUUCCAGGCCAGCGGCGUGGCGCGCGCCAUCGACGUCGUCGAGCAGAUGCGCACCUGGCGCCUCUCCGACGACGCCAUCGACGACAGCACGCCCGACGAGCUGCUCGACCCUGCCGUGCGCGCUGCGACCAAGGCGACCAUCUUCCUCGGCUUCACGUCGAACCUCAUCUCGUCGGGCCUGCGCGAGGUCAUCCUCUUCCUCGUCAAGCACAAGAUGGUCUCGGCCCUCGUCACCACCGCCGGCGGCGUCGAGGAGGACCUGAUCAAGUGUCUCGGCCCCACGUAUCUCGGCGCUUUUGCGCUCGACGGGCGCGAGCUGCGCAAGAAGGGCCUCAACCGCAUCGGCAACCUGCUCGUGCCCAACGACAACUACUGCAAGUUCGAGGACUGGGUCAUGCCCAUCCUCGAGAAGAUGCGCGCAGAGCAGGGCGACAGUGUGACUCAGGUGUGGACGCCCAGCAAGGUCAUUGAGCGGCUGGGCCGCGAGAUCGACGACGAGCGCAGCGUGCUAUACUGGGCGCAGCGGAACGGCAUCCCCAUCUUCUGCCCCGCGCUCACCGACGGCUCGCUGGGCGACAUGCUCUACUUCCACUCGUACAAGUCGCCCGGCCUUGUCGUCGACCUUGUCGGCGACAUCCGGCGGCUCAACGACAUGAGCGUCCGGGCGCGCAAGGCGGGCAUGAUCAUCCUCGGCGGCGGCGUGUGCAAGCAUCAGAUUGCCAACGCGAUGCUCUUCAGGAAUGGCGCGGACUACGCAGUGUACAUCAAUACGGGCCAGGAGUUUGACGGCUCAGACAGCGGCGCGCGGCCCGACGAGGCCAUCAGCUGGGGCAAGAUCAAGGGCACGGGCGAGAGUGUCAAGGUGUACUGCGACGCGACCAUCAUCUUCCCCCUCAUCGUGGCGCAGACAUUCGGCAAAGCGCACUGGGCUGCACAAAAACAGCAGGGCGCAAAUGGGGCUGCGUCUGCUGACGACGAGCGGAGAUCAGGCGACGCAUAGAGGCAAAUGCACACAUCUGGAACGCCCU